Messenger RNA from Brassica napus (rape), 1520 nucleotides. Its product is annotated as phospholipase A1-IIalpha-like. Gene Ontology annotation, molecular function: glycerophospholipid phospholipase A1 activity. The transcript is spliced from 3 exons. Bases 191 to 1420 code for a protein of 409 amino acids. Gene Ontology annotation, biological process: lipid metabolic process. The record is from RefSeq and is a predicted model, not a curated record. NCBI's taxonomy places the organism in Eukaryota, Viridiplantae, Streptophyta, Magnoliopsida, Brassicales, Brassicaceae.
UAUAAGCUUCAGUGUCGUGGCUGCUCUCUUGGUCACAGGUUUUGCAUUUUGUUACAGUUCUAAUGAAACAAGUUUCCUUCUGUCUCAUCCCUAACAAUGUAACAUGCCUACACUUAACAAACACUUAUCUGUCCCAAAAAAAAAAAAAGCUAGAACAAGGAAAGGUUUGUGAAAAAUACUAAGGCAAAACAUGUUGGAAGACAUACCAAAGAGAUGGAAGGUGCUAAGUGGCCAAAACAAAUGGAAAGGCCUGCUUGAUCCACUUGACUCAGACCUACGUCGCUACCUCAUUCACUAUGGCGAGAUGGCUCAGGUUGGUUAUGACGCCUUUAACUGGGACCGUAAGUCCGAAUACUGCGGUGAUUGUUAUUACUCCAAGAGUCAAAUCCAUGCUCGAACCGGCUACCUUAAGGCCAACCCUAUCAGGUACAAUGUGACCAAGUACAUCUACGCAACAGCUUCUAUAAAGAUGCCACUUUGUUUCAUCGUCAAGUCUUUGUCAAAGAAAGCGUCACGCGUGCAGACUAACUGGAUGGGUUACAUUGCGGUCGCUACAGACGAGGGGAAGGCGAUGCUAGGGAGGAGAGACAUUGUUGUAGCUUGGAGAGGAACUCUUCAGCCGUAUGAAUGGGCUAACGAUUUCGAUUUUCCUCUUGAGUCAGGUGUUAAAGUUUUCCCUGUGACAGACCGCAAACACGUGCCCCGUAUUGGAAGUGGCUGGCUUGAUGUUUAUACAGCUUCUGAUGCUAAGUCUCCUUAUGACACAACUAGCGCACGUGAACAGGUACAAGCAGAGCUCAAGAGACUGCUAGAAGUCUACAAGAACGAAGAAGUAAGCAUCACUUUCACAGGCCACAGCUUGGGCGGAGUAAUGUCAACUCUAGCAGCUGCAGAUCUUGUCCACAGCAGUCAAAACAAGAUUCACACAGGUCUUCAAAGCAAACAAGUCCCCAUCACAGUCUUCGCAUUCGGGUGCCCUCGAAUAGGAGACCAAGACUUCAAAAAAGUAGUCAGCUCGCACAAACAACUAAACAUCCUAAGAAUAGUAAACGUCCCGGAUGUAGCACCAAACUAUCCACUCUUCAUGUAUGCAGAGGUAGGCGAGGUGCUGCAGAUCAAUACGUUGAACUCGACUUACCUCAAACGUUCUCUGAACUGGAGGAACUACCAUAACCUGGAGAUAUAUUUGCACGGGAUAGCGGGGAUGCAGGACAAGACCGGGGUGUUUAGGCUGGAGAUUGGUCGGGAUGUUUCGUUGGUUAAUAAGGGGUUGGAUGCUCUGAAGGAUAAGUACUUAGUGCCGAGUGUCUGGAGGUGUCUUGCGAAUAGAGGGAUGGUUCAGAUGGAUGAUGGGACGUGGAAGCUGGAUGUCCACAGGUAUGAAGAUGAUGAUGGUGAUGAUGACUCCACAAAUAAGUAACGGGCUACAAGAGAUUUUACCUAUGCAAGUUUAGUUACAAAUACUUAUAAAAUGUAUGUAAUUGUACACAAAAAUUCAAUUAGAAGAACAAAGAAUCUAA